AGUACCCCUAGGAUCAUAGCAAAAUGUAAUGCAUUGUGUAUGAAUGCCCCUGGACCUCCCCCUCGAACUAGUAGAACAGAUCCUCCGCCGGCUCCCCCUCCGGGACCUAGUCCACCUCUCCUCCCUCUCCUCCUCCUUCCAUGACCUGGUCCACAACUCCCGCCUCCUCUGGACGCACCACCUCAAGGCGAGCAACCUCCUGGUGCUCUCCUCUGAUGCUCCUGGAUGUGUUAAUAAUCUAGAGAAGUUUAAAGGUCGGUAUCUGUGUGUUAGAGAGCUAGAGGAGCACCUGGAGAACCUAUCACACCAGCACAUCCACAACACUAUAGUGGAGAUAGACCUGGACCAGGACCCCAUAGUCUCCUGUCUCCUGUCUCCUGACCUAAGGGAGAUCACCCACAGACACCUUUCCAACUCCCUCCUCUCCUCCAACAAGUUCACUUCCCUCACCUCCAAACUGUACUCCCGGCACCUGCUGGUAGCCCUGACUCAGGCAGGUAUUAUCAGGGAGCUGAUGAAGUGUGUUCCUACAGAGCCCGGAGCAGUGUUCCAGGGUAGUCUGCUUAUCUCCCGGUGGGUGGGGGCGUGUCUGGGCGAGCUCAGUAUCAUCCACUCUGUGCAGCCUACCGAGUGUAUUCCAGUGCAUCAGACUGUUGAGGACAUUGUUAACCAGUGCCGAGCUCGGCUCACUCCAGCAUCAAACAUUGAGGAGGUUCUAGGGGUCAUCAACAGAGUUCUUUAUCAAGAUUUCGGACUGAGAAAGAACGCUGAUAAUUACUAUGAUUUUGAGAAUAACCGGAUAGAUAAGGUGCUGUAUAAGAAGACAGGUAUUCCAAUAACAAUAGCUAUCUUAUACCACGAGGUGGCCACUAGACUGGGACUCUCCCUCUCCCUAAUCAACUUCCCUCGACACUUCCUCCUCUCCUUCCAGGGCACCAGUGGAGACACCAUGUAUAUAGACUGUUUUAACGAGGGUGACAUCCUGUCCCGGACCCAGUGUCUCCAGCUGUGUCCAAUGUCUAAUAUUGCUGAUAAGGACUAUUACUUCCAGCCUACUACAUGUCUUCAGGUCCUCUCCCGGCUUGUUAGAAAUGUUAUAGCUUUCGGUCAGAUUGUUCCCAUUCACCACAACAGAGCCUUCUUCGCUCUGAACCUCUACAAGAUAAUGUCUUAUCUAGCUCCAGAGGAUUACGAUUCAGCAGUGCAUGCCAUGAACUUUUCUCUAGAUCUCCGUAUCAAGUGUACCUUCCUGCAGAAGUUUACGUGUAUAGAGCCGGACGUGUGGUCUAAGUACUGCAGGAGGGUAGGACAAGCAGCCGAGUCUCUGAAGGAGCACCUCAGUGUGAAGCGCAGCAAGCCUGACAGAGUGUUGUUCAAGAUAGGGAGUGUGAUGCUGCACGUGCGCUACAACUACACGUGCGUUGUGUACGGGUGGGAUGAGUGUUGUAUGAUGGGAGAGCAGUGGCAGGAGAGGAUGGGGAUAUCCCAGUUAGAUCACCAGGCGAGUCAGCCUUACUACAAGGUUCUGGCUGAGGAUGAUAGUGAGAGGUACGUGGCCCAGGAGAACUUGCUGGAGACUCGGAGCGUGUUUAUCUCUCACAGAGAUGUGGGAAAGUAUUUCUCAAUGUACGAUGGGGAGAGGUUCGUGCCUAACGCUGCUUUGAGGAGUAUUUACACUUAUCUGGGUAACGACUGAACCUGCUGAGAAGUAUGAGAGAGGGUCACGUGGGUUUUUGUAUAUUGGCGAUGUGUUACACGUGCUUGAAAUUGAUUUUUGUAAACUUGGAGGAUGUUACCAUGGUUACGCGGGAGUUUGUCCAGAAUUAUUUUCAGUGCAAAAUAUUCGAGUAAUUACAACGUGUAAUGCGUAUAAGAUUCCUUUAAUUUGUGUUAACAUUAGAUUUUGGGAAAGCUCUUUUAAUGAUUUAUUUAACACAAUUAAGUAAAACUUUGUGAAGUGUGGGAGUUCAUUUUGACCCCAAAUGAUACUACUUUGAACUUUUAUUAACUCCCUACUGGGAAUGAUCGCAACAAUUUUCACAUCUUAAAACAUACUAUUUAAAUUUGAUUACUUAUAAUUAUGUAGUAAAAUUAUUUGAAUUUUUCAACCCAGUCACUUCUUCAUUUCAAAGCUUA
This is a messenger RNA of Bolinopsis microptera, 2136 nucleotides long. Its product is annotated as F-box only protein 21-like. The record is from RefSeq and is a predicted model, not a curated record. The transcript has 2 exons. NCBI's taxonomy places the organism in Eukaryota, Metazoa, Ctenophora, Tentaculata, Lobata, Bolinopsidae. Gene Ontology annotation, molecular function: DNA binding; protein binding. The coding region runs from base 44 to 1696 and encodes 550 amino acids.